CCAGCCGCAAAAGCACAAUGAAAGCUCAAAUGAACGAAGGAGAAGUGGACGAUUUGGACAUUCUUUUGGGGCAAUUGGAAGACUAUGCCUUCCUUGGCAAUGACGAUGGAGGUUCCCAAUUGGACCAGCAUUCCAAGAACACUGCUACAUACCGUGAUCGCUCACCUACUCGGGAGUAUGCAGAUAUCAACUUGCUUGAUAAUGGCGACACUGACAUACAGCUCCUUCAGUAUCGCUCGGAGAGUCGGGAAGAGCUCAAGGCCGGUUAUAAUAAUGAGAUGAUGAACAAAGAACACCGCCAUGCUCUUCCAGAUGAAGAUGUCAAGAAUGGCAGUUUUGGUCAAGACAAUCAAGAGAUCAAAUUCAAUGAUAUUCUGCAAUGGGUGUGGUCGACACAACAGCAGUUACAAACAGUCCAUCUUGGUGAAGUCUCUUCAGUCACUACUGGGACCGCUUCUUAUCCCCAGUAUCCUACACAGAUGCAGGCCUCUUGGCAAACAGAACCAAUCUCACCUCCUACGUCAAAUUUGAUGCUGCCCCCAGCUGAACCACGUAGUUACAGCUCUGCAAGGUCUGAUAGAAGUAAUACCAGUUUAGCCACGAUACCCAGUGCAUCUGAUUACAGUAAUGCCACACUGCCCAGUCAACCGCCUUCGAUUUCUAGUUUUACAUUAUCAGAGAGACUAAGUCGGCCGCCGUCAGAGAAGACGAGUCGCCCGUCAUCCCGUCGUGCUAGCCCGGUUAGAAGCCGGGCAACAAGUCGCGCAUCUAGUCCAAAAUUCUCCCGCAACAACAGCCCAAGGAGAGGUACUUCUACAAAGAGCCCUAGACAGAUCUCUAGUCGAGGUUCAAGCCCAUGCAAGCGAAGAAGCUCGGGUUAUGAAGGUGCUACCCCCAAGCCAACUGCUGCUGAUUCCAGACCAUCAAGCACUGGUUACUCCACAGACGUCAUUGAUGUAAGGGCAUCCAGUAGUACCGAUGCCAAGCCUUCCAGUAGCGCUGAAGUUACACCGGCCAAACUUCCACGGUAUAAGAGACCGAGCCACAUCAAUGCCGAAUACAAGCGCAGAGGAAAGAUAAAGAAAGGAUUUGAGGACCUUCUUGGCCUGGUCCCCACUAUCAAUACCAACGGAAAGGAUACUAAGACGAUUAUGUUGACCAAAUGUACUGAUUACUUGCGGGCGAUGAAGACAGAUUGUAAACGUUACAACAAGGACGUAGAAGCCUUAAAAGCAGAAAUUGAGGAGUUGAAUGUACAAGUGGGGAAAUUCCAAGAGGAAUUGCCUGAAAGUGGUGCCGACGGCAUAUUGCCCAGGAGCGAGGUUGAUGCUGCUUCGAUGGACGACAUGUUCAAUGAAUACGUGGAAAGGGAAACGAAGAGCAAUUGGAAGUUCUGGAUUUUCAGUCUGAUAGUGCGGCCAUUGUUCGAGAGCUACAAGGUGUUUGUCAGUGGUGAGAUCAGGAAUGAGACGUUCUACGACGCUGUGAAUGACUGGGUGAAGAAGCACUGCUCCCUCACUAACCUUAGACCUGGUGCCCUGAAGUCUCUGCGCUAUCUUUGUAAAGUCUCCUCAGUUAUGACCGACCCGGAGAAGCUACCCGAUGAAGCAAUGAAUGCGGUUGUAAAGAAUAGAGGUGCUGCUACCACACACAUAUCAGAUAAGAAAUCAUAGUCCAUGGAGAUUGAGUGGUGUUGGUCUGCUUGAGCUAGUCGAAUGUAAGCCAUGUGAAAUAAGUGAGGAGGGUUGUUCUUUUACCAUGUGAGCUGUGCUGACUUCAUCAUACUUUGGGAACAUUUCUUUAAUCAACCACGCUAACAGCCUCUACCAACAAUCAUUUCGUUUCGAGGCUUAUGUACUGGGCUCCCUUCUGUGUGACUCUCAUCGUCCCUGACCUUGUGCGAUAUGAAAGUAUUAUCCAAAGGAUUAUGUCCGAAGUUUUGGUGCCUUGACUUAGUUUCCGUUUGUCAGAGAUGGCCAACAACCGUUGAUGUAGAUUUGCUCAAACUGUCCACACCUUGUAUAUACGUACUUCUGUAAAAUAUUGGCUGUAAACAGUGUGUAAAUACUUGGAACGUUUUGAUGUGAACUGAAAAGAUAAACUAAAUUGAUCACCUGCAUUGAGUUGGUCAAUAAGGGCAUCUUUUUUUAUUGGUGUAAAUUAUGUGUGGUGUUGAACUCGUCAACUUUAAAAUAUUUUUGGAAAUUAAUAGCAUUUUUUAUUAGCUAUAACGGAUUUGUUUGCUAUUUUUGCAUAGAGUAGAUUAAGCUUCUGACUGCCUUUCAGAGAUGUACAUGGACCUUAUUUUGUUUCUAAUCCUGUCUUUCCAUCCCUUUUGAUACAUUGAUGUACAACAUCAUUGUACAGUAUGGUGCACUACUGCACAUGUAUUAACUCCGUCAGUUUCGUGACGACUCCUUACUGAUUUUACAGUUGGACAUUCUUUUCUGGUACAUUUCGCUGAGGUCAUAUUUGAUCCCAUCUGAGUUUGGAUGAUUCUUUUUCAUCUAUGUUAUGUUGUCAGGGCAAUUUAACAGUACACUGUUUGAGAUAAAGAUGAUGCAACUCUUCCAAAGAGGUUUUAUUCAUAGGAAAUCAGUAAGAUUAUUUUAUACCGGUCUUUCAUAAUCGAGGUGUAUUUUCUUAAUUUGGUGCGCAACUGCAAAUAAAUAUUUGAAAAUGAGCAAAGUGUCUUCUUCAGUUUUAUCUGUAAAACUUUCACCUUAUGAUGUCGAGGGUUCUGAUGUAACACAUGAUCAACUUUAUCGACAGCCAGUUGCCUGGGCUCCCUUCAU
Molecule: messenger RNA, 2795 nt
Organism: Lineus longissimus
Lineage: Eukaryota; Metazoa; Nemertea; Pilidiophora; Heteronemertea; Lineidae
Product: MLX-interacting protein-like
Exons: 7
Coding region: 18-1673 (551 amino acids)
Biological process (GO): regulation of transcription by RNA polymerase II
Cellular component (GO): nucleus
Molecular function (GO): DNA-binding transcription factor activity, RNA polymerase II-specific; RNA polymerase II cis-regulatory region sequence-specific DNA binding; protein dimerization activity
Source: RefSeq, a predicted model, not a curated record